Messenger RNA from Notolabrus celidotus (New Zealand spotty), 1567 nucleotides. RefSeq names its product trans-L-3-hydroxyproline dehydratase. The coding region runs from base 301 to 1353 and encodes 350 amino acids. Gene Ontology annotation, molecular function: hydro-lyase activity. Lineage: Eukaryota; Metazoa; Chordata; Actinopteri; Labriformes; Labridae. The record is from RefSeq and is a predicted model, not a curated record. The transcript has 6 exons.
ACUCAGCUGUGUUGUUUGCAGCACUUCACUUUAGACAUUUAUUCAGACCUGAUAUUCUUUGUUCGUCUGCAGUUCAUUCCUGCAGAAGACCAACAAACUUGAUAUAACACUUUAUGAAAAAUAGAAGCUUUCGUCAUUACAUUUCAAGUUUAAGUAACUUUUGAUUUGAUCGAAUUAUUGAACACAUUUUCUUUUAUAUCGAAGGGGCUGUUGUGUAGGUAGCUUCAUUUUUAGUCCUGUGCAAAGUCCAGUAGGUUUUAGAAUGACAUCUGUUUCGACUUUGCACUAGCUGUUUGAAUUAUGCUACAAACAUCAGCGAUGGAUAUGCAGCUUCCUCCCCAUGAAGGAGACGCGCUCUCUGUGGUCGACAUGCACACUGGAGGAGAACCUUUACGGAUCAUCCUCAGCGGCUACCCAGAGAUCAAAGGUGACAGCGUGCUCUCCAAGCGGCGUUACGUCCGGGAACAUCUGGACCACCUGAGGAAGGUGCUGAUGUUUGAGCCGCGGGGUCACUACGACAUGUACGGAGCUCUGAUCGUGGACAGCGAGCUGCCUGAUGCUGAUCUGGGGGUCCUCUUCAUGCACAAUGAGGGGUACAGCACCAUGUGUGGACACGCCGUCAUCGCACUAGGACGCUUUGCUGUGGACUACAAACUGGUGAAAGAACCACAGUCCCCAGAGACGCAGGUGAACAUCCACUGCCCCUGUGGGCUGGUGAAGGCUUUCGUGGAAUACUCUGGUGGUAAAACAGGAGGAGUGAGGUUCCUCAGUGUGCCUGCGUUUGCAUUCGCCACAGAUGUCACAGUGACUGUGGAAGGGUUUCGAGAUGUGGUGGUGGACAUCAGCUAUGGAGGAGCUUACUACGCCUUUGUAGACGCCCAGAGGUUUGGACUCGAUGUGAACAAGUCCAGGACUCGAGAUCUGGUGGAUGCAGCCACUGCAGUGACGAAUGCUGUCAAACACCAAGUGAAGUUGCAUCACCCUACCAGUGCUGACCUAGCCUUCCUCUAUGGCACCAUCCUUACAGAUGGCAAAGAUGAUUACUCCUCUGAUCCCACUGCAAAUAUAUGCGUGUUUGCAGAAGCACAGGUGGACCGGAGCCCCACUGGUUCUGGUGUUACGGCUCGAGUGGCUCUUCAGUAUCACAAAGGUCUGAUCCAGCUGAAUCAGACCAGGACGUUUCAGAGUGGAGCCACUGGAUCCCAGUUCACCGGGAGAGCUGUAGAGGAAACAAAGUGUGGAGACUUCAAGGCUGUAGUUGUGGAAGUUGCCGGCAGAGCAUUUUACACAGGAGUUUCACGCUUCGUGCAGGAGCCUGAGGAUAAACUGACACACGGUUUCUUACUGAAAUGAGCCUCAUCUACAUCAGAACACACACACACACACACACACACACACACACACACACACACACACACACACACACACACACACACACACACACACACACACACACACACACACACACACACACACACACACACACACACACACACACAGACAAGAUAACAGUGCAUCUCUCAAGUUGGAGUUUGGGGUCAUAAUAAACCUGAGUAGUAAAAGUAAA